AUGGGCUCUGAACCUGCUGCCGCAUCAGCAUUACCUCGAGGAAGCCCUUCUGUCAAACCUGGGAACUCGAGCUCGGGCAGUUCCUUCGUCUCUCCAAAACAGCAGACUGAGAAGGGGUACCUGGAGAUGCUGGGUGUCAGCACAGCUGUGGCCAUAAAGAAAAUAAAUCUUCAAGGACUGCAGAGGAAGCAACUAACAGUUAAUGAAAUCAUGAUCAUGAAGAGGAAUAGGAGUCCCAGUGUUGUGAAUUAUUUAGACAGCUAUCUUCUGGGUGAGGAACUCUGGCUGGUUUUAGAGUACAUGGACGGAGGCGCCCUGAGUGAUGUCAUCAGUGAGACCUUCCUGUCUGAAGAGCAGAUGGCAGCCAUCAGUCGGGAGUGCCUGCGAGGACUGGAUUUUCUUCACUCGAACCACAUCAUCCACCGAGAUGUGAAGAGCGACAACAUCCUUCUCAGAACAGACGGCUCUGUCAAGCUAGCUGAUUUUGGCCUCUCUACUCAGCUCACCCCUGAGCAGAAUAGACGGUGCACGUUAGCCGGGACUCCUUGGUGGAUGGCGCCUGAAGUGGUGACAGGUCAACCAUAUGGCCCCAAAGUGGACAUAUGGUCUUUUGGAAUUGUGGGAAUUGAAAUGGUAGAACGAGAACCUCCUUACUGCAACCAAAGUCCUGCCUCGGCUCAACGCCUUAUAGCCACAGUAGGGACCCCAAAGCUGCGACAUCCCAAGCUCCUCUCAGCUUUGCUGCGUGACUUCCUGAGCUGCUGCCUUCAGAAAGACGAGGAGGAGCGCUGGUCUGCCAUGGAGCUCCUGCAGGUUACAAGACCAAGAACCAUCUCUCCCCUGCCUCCCUCUGCUCCUGGAGAAGAAGCCAAAGAUGAGGAAGCUGAGCAAGUCAAAUGGAAGCGUCCAGCUGUGGUCACACCACAGGCUGUUCAUUCCAAGAGAAACAUCAAGGCAGAGCCACAAGCAGAGCUGCCCGAAGCUCAGAGUGACAUCAUGGCAUUGAAGAGAAAGAACAAGGAUGACAUGAGAAGAGUUCAAGAGGAGAAUCUCAAUCAGCAGAGGGGCGAUCAACAGAACCAGGCAGAGCUGCAGGAUUCGGAGGCUAGCAACAAGGUAAGGGAGAAGAGGCUGGAGGAAGAAAUUAAAAUCAUCAGAGAUAAAGCUAAUCGCCUCUCUCAGUCUCUACAAAAGCAAUCGGUGACUCCUGGCUGA
This is a messenger RNA of Haemorhous mexicanus (house finch), 1215 nucleotides long. RefSeq names its product serine/threonine-protein kinase PAK 1-like. Gene Ontology annotation, biological process: intracellular signal transduction; protein phosphorylation; regulation of axonogenesis. The transcript has 11 exons. The record is from RefSeq and is a predicted model, not a curated record. Gene Ontology annotation, molecular function: protein serine/threonine kinase activity; ATP binding. Lineage: Eukaryota; Metazoa; Chordata; Aves; Passeriformes; Fringillidae. The coding region runs from base 1 to 1215 and encodes 404 amino acids. Gene Ontology annotation, cellular component: cytoplasm.